Molecule: messenger RNA, 837 nt
Organism: Cercopithifilaria johnstoni
Lineage: Eukaryota; Metazoa; Nematoda; Chromadorea; Rhabditida; Onchocercidae
Source: the annotation of a GenBank genome assembly
AUGGACGAUCAAUUUUGCGUGGUACCUUUCUGGGGGAUCCCAUCUCCAGAAGCUGACAACUUACUGUCUGAUUGUUUCAUAGGCUACGUUGAUAAUAGUCCUCCCAAAGCCACUUCUAGGUAUGCAGAUAGAGAUUCUAAGCUUUCAAAAGGACACUUAUUGGGCGAUGAUCUCGAAGAUGUAUUGGAACGGAUUUUCGCGUCAACAGCAAUACGAAAUGAUGGACAAUUUUUAUGCAAUGUAGAUGGUGGAAGUGAUCGAUCGAGUUAUUAUGAUGAUAGUGAUAUUUCGUGGCUAGAUGAAUUCAUGAAUGUUUAUGGGAUUACUACUUUAGAUUCAAAUGAUGAUUUUAAUAUGAAAAGUAUUAAUGAUAAUUUUAACAUGAAAAAAACGAAUGUCGAUAUGACAGUCGUUACAACACCAGGAGCGAAGGAAAAUCAUCCAGCUAUUAUGCUAACGUCCAUGGAAGGAAUGAAAAAUGAUGAAAUCUUGACUAAUACAACACAGUCAGGUACUGUAAAGGUCCUGGACGACAAUGUUCAUCAAAAGCGCAAUACUGUUCCCUCCUCAAAUCAAGGACAAAAGUUUGCAGUGAACAGGACAUGUUUUGAUGGUAUCAGUGAGCGCAAACGGGCGCAAAAUCGUUGUGCAGCUAUUCGAUACAGAGGUAAGCGUCGAGAAAAAGCAAAACAGAAGAAGCAAGAAUUGCAUAAGCUUGAGCUGCGUAACAUAGAAUUGAAAGCCGAAAUGAAUUGUCUAGAAAAAGAAGUUAUUUAUUUGAAAAGUUUGAUGGAACGAAAUGCUUCUAAAUUUAUUUGUGAUUCAUUGAAAUCUUGA